AUGAUGAACAACGAUUUCGUGGACAAACUUGCCGAGUAUAUACGCGGAUUGGAGUAUAGUGGAAACGAGGAGGAUAGCGCUCCUUUCACCAUUAGUUGGCAAAAAGAUGAAGAUGGGUAUAUCGCAGUUGGAACAGGUUCGGACGGAAAACCUUUUGUGGUCGGUGUGACGUCGAAAAGGCUCCUAUCUCGGUUGGAUCGGCCUGUUGAAUCAUUUGUUUUCCAUGUGGACGCUACAUUUAAGGUUGCACAAGUUGAAUAUCCAGUGCUGGUUUAUGGAAUAUAUGAUCGAUGCCGUUCUUUUCAUCUAGUGGCUUUGUUCGUAACUUCGCAGCGUCUAGAAACACAAUACACGUAUAUGCUGAAUUCACUGCGUUUCGUGUAUUUUCGUGUCAUGCAAAAGGCGUUAAAGGUGUAUUACGUGAUGGGAGACGCUAAGGAGGCCCAAUCCAAUGCUAUUCAGAGCGCACUAGGCUCUGACAAGGUGUUGAAGAUACUGACGUGCUACUAUCACGUGGUUGCCAAUGUAAUGAACUGA
Molecule: messenger RNA, 537 nt
Organism: Phytophthora nicotianae INRA-310
Lineage: Eukaryota; Oomycota; Peronosporomycetes; Peronosporales; Peronosporaceae
Exons: 1
Coding region: 1-537 (178 amino acids)
Source: RefSeq, a predicted model, not a curated record